GACAUCAUUGGUGCGCAUGUGUUGACAAUGAAGGCAUUAAUGGCGACAAAGUCUUAACAAUUGAUUGAAAUAAGUGUUUGUUUGGCCACAAAACGAGUCAAUCGGUGAUAAUGUCGACGAAAUCACAAUCGGGUCCAUCGUUUCGUAUGUCUGAAGGCGAUUGGAUCUGUGACGACGAGAAUUGUCAAAAUGUGAAUUUUGCCCGAAGAAUGAAUUGCAAUAUCUGUGGUAAAGACAAACCAAUGGAUGAGCGGCUUAAAGACAAGGAGGACGCGAAACGCAAAAUUGGUCACGAGAUCGGUAAAGCGGCCGCCGAGAAGUCAAAGGGACUCUUCUCGGCCGAUGACUGGCAGUGUGGACGGUGCGGUAAUGUCAAUUGGGCCCGAAGACACACCUGCAACAUGUGCUCCGCUCCGAAAUUUAGUGACAACGAGGAGAGGACUGGUCUCGGAGGUGGUUAUAAUGAACGCGACCAACACAUCGAAUACAAAGAAAGGGAGGACAGCGACGAUGAAUACGACGACUUCGGACGCAAAAAGAAGAAGUUUAGAAAAGGAGACAACGGUAAGGAUGACAACAAUAUUAGUGAUAAUAAUCGGAAAGAUAAACGUGAAGACAAAGAUGAUGAAGAAGAAGAAGAUAAGGCAGACGUUUCUAAAUAUAAGUUGAAUUCGGAUGAAGAAAAAGAGGAAGAGGAAGACGUUUCCAAAUACAAGUUGAAUUCAGAUGACGACGACGAGGAUGAAGAAGAAGGAGAUGUUUCCAAAUAUAAGUUGAAUUCAGAUGACGACGACGAGGAUGACGAAGAAGGAGAUGUUUCCAAAUAUAAGUUAGAUUCAGAUGAAGACGAUGAUGAAGAUGAUGACGACGAGGAUCUUUCAAAAUAUGAUUUGAGUGAUUGUGUCAACAAUAAAAAGUAACAAUUGAU
Oppia nitens is the source of this 928-nucleotide messenger RNA. RefSeq names its product zinc finger Ran-binding domain-containing protein 2-like. Gene Ontology annotation, molecular function: lipopolysaccharide binding; RNA binding. Lineage: Eukaryota; Metazoa; Arthropoda; Arachnida; Sarcoptiformes; Oppiidae. Bases 111 to 920 code for a protein of 269 amino acids. The transcript has 2 exons. The record is from RefSeq and is a predicted model, not a curated record.